Molecule: messenger RNA, 797 nt
Organism: Paramecium pentaurelia
Lineage: Eukaryota; Ciliophora; Oligohymenophorea; Peniculida; Parameciidae
Source: the annotation of a GenBank genome assembly
UAAUGUUUCUAAAGCGAAUAGCAUCGUCUUUUUCAAAAAGUCAUCACUUAGUGAUACCUUAUUAUAAUAAAGGUAUAAUAAUUAUAGUAUUUGAUAGGCUAUCAACAUCCAAUUUAUAAUGAAUUAGUAGCAGGCUUAGUCAAGGAUGGUUUGAAAAUUAAAGAUGUUGAUGGAUUUAUCUAUGCUUUUAAUAAUGUAAUCGCUUCAAUCAACCAUGAAGAUUUCAAUGAAUUUGCUAAUAAGACUUGUGAUUCUGAGCUUGUAAAAGGAUUCGAAACAGGAUUAAAAAGACUCAAAGACAAUAAUCAAUUUAUUGAACCAAUUUAUGAUCCUGAAAUUGAAGAAGAAAUUAUUAUCUCUGAUAUAACUUUUUGCUUUGAAUUGAAUGAUGAUGAAAGCUACUAUCUUUAAGUAUGAAAAAGUUAAUAUAUUAGAAACCAAUUUUUAAAUUAGAAUUUUCUUAAAGUAAAUUGGAAUUUUACAAUAGCUUAGCCAAGAUGUUAAAGGAUCCAAUAAAUUAAUUUAGAAUUGGACCAAAACUUACACUUAUUUUAGAUUGUUUUAUCAAAUGCAAGACUAGUAUAAAAAUAUAAAACUUUGAUGUAUUUUAAUAAUAAUAUUAAUCAAUUAGUUACAUCCAUAUGCCUAUCAUGCAGUAAAAUUCUAAGCUAUCAAAUAAUAGGAUUAAAACAAAAAUAUGUUUGGCAGUUUAAUAGGAAUGAGUGUUGAUUAAAUGGUCUUAGGAUAGAAUUACAAUUGGAGAAUAACUAAUAUUGAUAAUUUUCUGAAAAGAUGAA